Messenger RNA from Sphaeramia orbicularis (orbiculate cardinalfish), 1684 nucleotides. It is a transcript of the gene cd5, whose product is annotated as CD5 molecule. Bases 219 to 980 code for a protein of 253 amino acids. Lineage: Eukaryota; Metazoa; Chordata; Actinopteri; Kurtiformes; Apogonidae. The record is from RefSeq and is a predicted model, not a curated record. The transcript has 6 exons.
UUCACUCGCUCGCUUUGAAGGGAGGAAAUCUGCACUUUUGCACCAGCAACAGCAUUGACUGGGGAUGAAGUGAUUCACUGUAUGGAGACAAAGACAGAGGCUGUGGAAGUUUUACACCUCUGCACCAUUUCCUUUCUCAUCACUUUUUCUGUUGUUGGCCUCUCAGUCUGAUUUGUCUCUGUCUUGUCUUCUUCCUCCACUUGUUGCUUAUUGUCUCAAUGAUGGACCUCUGGAUUGUUGCAACAUUUUCAGCUCUGUUACUUAUGACUUGUGAACCAGUGCAAACAUCAGAUAAGGCAAAUGAGACUCGUCCGACCUCCAUUACACCAAAACAAGUCAACACCAGCACCAUCAGCAGCUGCAACUGUGACCAGACCCCCAUGCCCAUCAUCACGCCCACCCACACCCUGGCAUUCCUCAUAAUCAAGUGGCAGGUGAACUGUACAGCAAACGUCACCAUCUCAGAACACCUCAAGUCCAAACCCGUCUGCUACAGCAGUUGGACACAAGUCCAGAGUCUUCUGACAAAUGUGUGUAAGAACAAGAAAGGCUGCAAAGGUGACCCGACGUCACACAAAGGAGGUGACAUACAAGGUUAUCAUAUCUCUGAGAGAGGAAUAGAGAAUACUACUUGCAAGAUGCUGAAGGUCAGAUGUACAGAGGAACACCACCCUGAUCAACAGGCAGAGCUGCAUGGCUACAAAGUGGUGACAGCUUUGUUCUGUUGUGCACUGGUGGUUCUUUUACUGAUCCGCUUCACCCGACCCACGGUCAAAGCCCUGCAGAAGAGACUAUCAGACAAAAGACAGAAUCGCUGGAUUGGACCAACACAGAGUCACAGUGUUUCUUACCACAGAGGACAAAAUACACUUCAUAAAAACAGUGAUGGCGAGCAUAGACUGUCCUACCCUGCUUUGGAGCGACUGGCGGUCAGUAACAGCAGAGAGCCAUCGUCCAACAGAAGCAGCUACAACUUCUGACAUGAUUCAGACUCAUUCAUCACCAUCGUCGUCAUCAUCAUCAUCAUCGUCGUCGUCGUCAUCGUCAUCAUUAUCAUCUUUAUCUUCACCUCUUCCAUUCUUCUUCUUCUGUACCUUCAAUAAUUUCAUUCAUUUACAAUAAAACCACAAACAAAUCACAAUAUAUGAGCGAUGUUUUUCUCCUUUUUAUCAGUUUCAUUUGUUUAACUGACUCUUGUCACUGUAACAAACUGCCGGGGGUUAAACUUCUCUCCUAGUUUUAAGUGAAAGUGAAGGUUCAAGAAAAAUAACGAUACAUGAAUAUCUUUUUUUUUUUUUUUUUUACUGGUAACAAACUAUUUUAUGAUAAUUACCAUUAACUGUAAAUCCCUACUUGUUUUUACCUCCUCUGUCUAAGGUUAAUAAUACCUGAUCUAACAGUCAGUUUUCUCCUGAUAUGUGCAUCUGAAAAAUGUCAUUUUAAUAAUGUUGGAAUGUUCAUAAUGUAUGUGUCUUGUGAGAAAUUGGUCCAAUAUUUACAUAAGUAUCAGAUGUAAUUUGUCGACACGAGACUGGACAGUAGUAGUGUGUUCUUACAUGAGAAAUAACUCCAUUUAAAGGAUUCAUCUUUGGCCAGUGCCCUGGAAUUCAUAUUUCAUAACAAUCUGAGCUGUUGUUUUUGUAUAAUGCCACUGAUGACAAUAAAAUAAAGUAAUUAAUCCAUU